This is a messenger RNA of Daucus carota subsp. sativus, 1336 nucleotides long. RefSeq names its product putative ubiquitin-like-specific protease 1B. Gene Ontology annotation, biological process: proteolysis; protein desumoylation. Lineage: Eukaryota; Viridiplantae; Streptophyta; Magnoliopsida; Apiales; Apiaceae. The transcript has 9 exons. The record is from RefSeq and is a predicted model, not a curated record. Gene Ontology annotation, cellular component: nucleus. Gene Ontology annotation, molecular function: deSUMOylase activity. Bases 244 to 1086 code for a protein of 280 amino acids.
CACUACUUAACAAAAUCAUUUAGACAUCGAGCUUCUACGUCCAUUACUAACUUACAACAUCAGACUCACAGAUAAAAUCGAUCAAACAAACCAUAAAUCCAUAAUCAUUAACAAACAACAAACACUACAAAACUUAUAAAACGACUUCAAUCACCCGAGAACCAAACAUUCCAGUAAUCCUCUACAACACAAGUAACCAACUCGCUCUAUCCCUCGCUCUGCAAUUCUCUCUAUCCCUCGCCGAUGGACAAGUCCCAAUUGAGACAAUACCUUCAAUCUACCAUGUCUGGUGUUGCUGGUGUUCAAUCUACAAUUGUGUAUGAAGAUCCUCUACUACAAAAUGUUACAUCAAACAUUCAACAAUUUGCACGAACCCAAUUUGCUAAGGAAAAAUGGGAGUAUAAGAAGCGAUUUCAUCUCGGUUCUUUGGCUAAAAUCAUUUCAGAAUUAAAUUGGAGCAAUGUUGAUUACGAGAAGUUGUUGACAUCAAGGGAGGAUAAAAAAUAUCGACGUGAUGAUUGGAAUGUAGCUGAACACCGAUUUUCAGGAGAGGUUGAACUAGACACAGACGUUGCUGAAUCUUUUUGUGAAAUCCUCAAACGUGAGUUGAAUACUGAGCAUAAGUGUUACAUUAUUUCUCCACUUUGUUGGGGUGCUAAUGUGCGCAGUGCAGGCCUCGAUUUUCACUUUAAGCACUCCAUUCACUGUGCAGGCAAUGAAAAGACUCACAUUGGGGUAAUCGAUGAGAAUCACUUCUUCUCGAUUCACGUUAUAUUUGAGGAGCACAAAAUCUACAUCAUGGAUUCUUUGUAUCCUCUCCAUUCCACACACCGAUUGCAUGUUUAUCUGUUGUUGCAACAUUUGCAAUAUCGUCACGAGAUUAAUAAGUCCAUUUGGGAAAUUUGUUUCGUGACGAAUAAUCUGAAGCAAGAGAAUGGUUCUGAUUGUGGAGUUUUCAUGCUUAAGAGUAUGGAGUCUUGGUUGAAAGGAAUUAGAUUACCUUUCUCAAAGGAGCAUGCGAACAAUGCAAGGCACAUCCUUAUAAGGGAGACUCUGGAUAAAAAGCUGUUGCCUGAGGAGAACUGAGGUGUUCCCCAUCAACGAAGAAGAAUUCAGCCAUUGAAGACAUUCAAUUGGCUUUGUUUUCUCUUAUCUUUUAUUUAUCUCUUCUUAUGAACAUGUGUUGGUUAUCUUGGGAUUGUUUUAAUACUUUGAUUAUGAACUAACUUUUAUGAGUUUGGAUUUUUAUGGAACCCUAGUAUGGGAUUGUUGGUGUUUAGACAAGAAGUAUUAUAUGCAGUUUACGGUUUAUUCAUUCAAGUGAUUUUCAUGUUAA